Messenger RNA from Episyrphus balteatus (marmalade hoverfly), 835 nucleotides. Its product is annotated as outer dense fiber protein 3-like protein 2. The record is from RefSeq and is a predicted model, not a curated record. The transcript is spliced from 4 exons. Bases 116 to 802 code for a protein of 228 amino acids. Lineage: Eukaryota; Metazoa; Arthropoda; Insecta; Diptera; Syrphidae.
UGAAAUAUUAAUCAAAAUUAUUUAUUCAGUUUCGAGAUUUUCGGCAAACAAGAUCAAAAUUUUUCUUAAAUUCAAGUUUAACAAAAAAAAAAAAAAACCUUAAAGAGUCGAUAAAAUGAGUAAAAAGCCUUUAGGACCUGGACCUGGAGCUUAUGGUUUACCACCAGCAAUUGGUUACACCGAACAUGAUGUUCGGAAAAAACGUCUUCCACAAUAUUCAUUUAGAGGGCAAACUAAUAUUAUUGAUAAAAGAGUUAGCCCAGGUCCAGGAGCAUAUCAAGUCGAAGGUAUAACACGUUAUGGUUACAAUAGGGCUCAUCAAUACACUAUGGGGGCACUUACUCCAAUUCCAGAAAAAAGUAAAGGUCCCGGUCCUGCUGAUCAUGACGUUCAUAAGAAACCCCAUUUUAAAGGUAUCAACGCCCCAGCAUAUACAAUGGUAUGGAAAAAUAAUUAUCGUUUUAAAAAUAUUGCUCCUGGACCGAAUGUUUAUAUGUUUGGAAUACAAUCGACAAAACCUAGUGUUCCUGCCUAUACUAUGGGUCUUUUGAAUAUCAUCGAUUCGAAAAUUCGUUCCCCGGGUCCAGCAGCCUACGGUCGAACAGAUUUAGAUACUAAAUUGAAACGAAGUCCAGUCUAUUCUAUGACUCCUCGAAAUAAUUUCCAAUUUAAGAAUAUUUCACCUGGGUCUAAUACCUACAACUUGGUUGAACAUAAACCGGGUAAAAAAGGUGCUGCAUACACUUUUGGGCUUAGACAUUCAGAAUAUGCCCCGCCAAUGAUUAUAGAGUGUGAUAACUGAAAUUAAUAAAGGAUCUCAUUUUUUAUGACAAAA